AGUGUCUCUUAAACCAAUGUAAAGAAACAUAGCAGAGCAAAAAAUGAUGAUCGAAAUCAAGUCGGAAAUAGUUUCUAGGCAAACCAUCAAACCCUCCACACCUACUCCUUCCCACUUGAAAACCUUCAAGCUCUCUCUUCUCGAUCAAAUCUCCCCUAACAUCCAUGGCAACAUGACUUUCUUCUACCCAUCUAAUAACUCCUCCCAUUCCAUCUCUGACCAUGGCUUCUUCCACAAAUCCAAGCUCCUCCAACACUCUAUCUCCAAAACACUCUCCCUCUUUUACCCACUGGCCGGACGUCUCCACGACGCCGCCACCGUUAAUUGUAACGACGAAGGUGCUUUCUUUGUGGAAGCCAAAGUCAACAUCCAACUGUCCCACUUCCUAAAUAAACCCGACUUGAAUCUCAUGGACCAUUUCUUACCUACCACUGAUCCCCCUACCAUGGAAUUAUCGAAUGGUGCCAUGUUCCUCGUUCGGUUCACUAGCUUCAGUUGCGGUGGUGUGGCUGUCAGUCUCUCCCUCACUCAUAAGCUCUUUGAUGUGUCCGCCCUACUCACUCUUCUUCAGACCUGGUCAUCGGUUUGUUGCGGAUCGAGUCACCCCAUUGCCCCUAUUCUCAUCGGGGAAAAGUUUUUGGCACCCAGAGAUGAACUGUCUGCCAUAUCUGCAACGAAUAGAAUCGAAGCUGAAAAGUUUGUGCAGAGGAGGUUCGUGUUUAGUGCAGCAAAGAUUGCAGAACUGAAGGCUGAAGUCAAUAAGGAAUUUCAUGACGUGUUUCAAAGCUAUCCCUCUCGUGUUGAGGUGGUUUUGGCACUCAUAUGGAAGUGUGCCGUGGCUACCAAGAAACAGAAAACAGGGAAAUUUGGACCGACAGUAAUGUUUCAAGCCGUCAAUCUGCGUAAAAGGUUGUCUCCUCCGCUACCGGAGACUGCGGUUGGGAAUUUCAUAUGGCCGUUUACGGUGUUUGCAUAUGAAGAUAAAGAUUUAGAGCUACAUAAGUCGGUGAUUCAAAUGAGAAAAUGCUUAAACGAAUUCAACAACACCAAGGCAAAUAUGUUCAGAGGCGAAGGAGCUACACAGGCAAUCAUGGAGGCCAUAAAAGAGACAGGAGAGUUGUUUAGAAACAACAAGGAAAUGAUUGUUUACAAGUGUUCAAGCUGGUGCAAGUUCCGUCUGUAUGACACUGAUUUCGGGUGGGGAAAGCCGCUAUGGCUUGUCAGUGUAAACAAAUUGGUGAGCAACACAAUUGCUUUGGCUGACACACGGUCCGGUGAUGGAAUUGAUGUUUUAAUGACUUUGGAUGAAGAAGAAAUGGCCUUGUUUCAACAAAAUAAACAACUCCUCAAAUAUGCUACUCUUAACCCCAGUAUUUACGCUUGAUGUUUUAGGGUUUCUGCAUUUCAAAUUGUAACCGCAGUGUGCGACUCUGUUCCAAUACAUUUUGCUUCCUUUUACAAUGGAUUGAUCACAUAAUUAUGUAAUCUUUUCUUGUGCAAAACAACGGCAGAAUACGACGAUAAAUGAUUAAAUUUGCCAUGUAAUUAGUGUGCAAAAUCAAGUUCCAUUCUAGUGCGGCCACAUCG
Messenger RNA from Hibiscus syriacus, 1587 nucleotides. RefSeq names its product stemmadenine O-acetyltransferase-like. NCBI's taxonomy places the organism in Eukaryota, Viridiplantae, Streptophyta, Magnoliopsida, Malvales, Malvaceae. The transcript has a single exon. The record is from RefSeq and is a predicted model, not a curated record. The coding region runs from base 44 to 1384 and encodes 446 amino acids.